CUAGUCUAAGGGCACAGAGUUGUACUUACUUCCCUUUAAAUUUUGAGAUAACAAGUCGCUGGGGUCUCUGAAUCUCUGAAUCUGAUUUAACGGCUGAACAUUACGGUAACCGGAGCUGUUAAAAAGAAGACACAAAUGUCGGAGGUAUGUGCAUAGUGACGAUAUCGCUCAUCUCAGUGAUUUAUUAUGUUUUUUUCCUGAAAGUUUUUACGGUAGUCAAGUAGAUAACUAGAGCAGAUAGAGGUCCUACCAUAGAGAGCCAAAACAUGAAAAGAGCUUGGAUGUUUCUGCCAGAACUUUAAUGUCAAUUUAAUUAUGUAUAUUUAUGACAUCUCUGCGGACAGAAAUUAAGUUUAAUUACAUUUAACAGCAAGUGGAAUCAAAAACAGUAACUAGAACUAGAAUAAAAAAAAGUAACUCAUUGGAAUACAAACGGUAAUUGGAAUAUAUAAUCAUAAAAUUUGCAAUCAAGAAAACAAUAAGAAUUAUCACAGAGUUUUUUUUAUGAGAACAUUUGCAUUAAAACUAGUAUUUGUUUGAUAUCAUAUUUUAAAAAAAAAAUAUUUUAUUGUAUAACAAGCAGACUUUUUUAUGACUGACAUAAAGCCUUCAUUGACAAACUUUCAGCAGUCAGAGACAAGGAAAAUGGCAUAAUUUUUUUUGUUAAAAGAGAGAAUACCCACCCUCCUACACAACUAGUUUUCUGCUGACAAAUUAUGACCUGCAUCUUAUUGAGUUAGGCACAAUUUCCCAUUAAUUUUAGCUUCCUGUGACAUUUAGUAUUGAAUAUUUAUUAUCUGAUUCCGGGUGUAGGAAUAUGAUUGGAAAUUAUUGUGUUAAAUAGGGUGGAGGUGACACCAUCAAGUACAGCACUGGGUGACACCAUUAGGUACAGCACUGGGGAACAACAUCAAGUACUGCACUAGGUGACACCAUCAGAUGAAGCAUUAGGCAGCACAAACAGGUACAUCACUAGAUGACACCUCAGGUACAGUACUGAGUGACACCAUCACUAGUGAAGCCACUGCAAUGUGAUACAGACGGCUUAUCAUACAAAGUAUAUAUCUUAGCAUACAAUAUAUACAUCUUAGCAUACGAAUAAGCCAUACUUAAAAAAGUAUUGGCUUGAUGACAUAAUUUAUAAUAAUAAAGAAUUAUUUUAAUUUAUUGCUUUGAGAAAACUUUUUGUUUUAUAGUUUCAGAUGAAGGGUAUGGAGAGAAAUGCUGAACCAACUACUAGUUUUUAAACAACACCAACUCAAAUAUGGUUUGUUUUUUUCUAAAAUAGUUUUGUGUUUUUUGUUUGUAUUUUAACUAUUCAUUAUUACGGUCAAAGUCUUUUAAUUUUUUAUUUUAUAAAAUUUAAUGUUUAAUAAAUUAUUGAAAACAAAGAAAACAUAAACUAAAGAGUUCAAUAUUCUAAUCAAAUCUAAGUAGCCAUUUUGUCAAAAGUUUUUGGUUUUUUUAAAAGUAGAUAUUAAAGUAAUAUUGCAGCAAUUUAAUUCAUUUUCACAGAAACAGCAGUCAACAUUUUUCCUGUUAGCAGUGACCUACAUUCUAUUUAAACAAGACCAAGCUUUAGAAGUUUGGCAAAACUGGGGCUGGUAUGAUGUUUUCUUUAGGAUAUGCAGCUGUGUAAGUCUGGUAAACUACUAAUCCAUAGAUACAUUUUAAUUAUACCUUUUUGUUUUUAAAUAAGACAUUUUUUUUGUGUUAAUUUCUUUGCUUCUAUCUUCAUUAAUUAUAUUUUGAUUAUUUUAAACGUCUUGUGUUUAAUUGCUAUAGUUAUAGACUAAUUGUAAAAUGGCGUCUUGCUUAAAAUGUGUAUUUAUUUGUGUGUUGAAAAUGAAUAUGUAGAAUGUAAUAAAAAAAUAUUUCCAUUUAUUUGGAACAAUAAAAGAAUCUUAUUUUGUUCAUUAAUCAAAUUAAAAAACUCAUAUGAAUCAAAGUCCAAAUAUGUAAAUUUGUAAUUGAUAUGGAUAAGCUAAAACGUUUCAAAUAAACUAUUUCAGUUGUGUUUUAAAGUGGGACCUGAGAGUGCAAACAAUUAACUUGAUUCAGUAAUUCAAAUUUAUGAGAGAAAAGAAAUAAAGUGAUUGUUCAUGGCAUCCCUCAAUCUUUAUUAGUUUUUAGUUUCUCAAAAUUUUCAAGUUUAACAACAGCAUAUUUUUAUUUGAAUUCCAGAUUAUUACUAAUAUAUGAUUCAUCAAUAAUUUAAAUGAUAAUUUUUAAUGUUUAUACAGGUCUUACUGCUCUCCCUAUUGAACAGAGAAGAAAGCAAUGGGUACAUCACUCUCAUUUGCUUUGUAUUCUUCUGGAAAAAUAUGUUUUCAAGUUAUUUUGAGAUAUCAACGAAGGGAAGUAAUGGAGAGCAAGAGGUACUUAAAUGUGUCAGCAAAUUGUGAAUCAUUUUCUUAGUUAUUAAUUUUAAAAUAACAGACCCGGUUCGUUAAAUAUUGUAGUGAUUGGUAUAGUCAGGGUUAAAUAAAUAAUUUUUAAAAAUGAUAAAAAUUUAUUUUUUCUCAAAAUAUUUAUUGACUAUAAUAAAUAAUCACAGCCACAAUUUUAUUCAUGAUUCUAAUAAUAAUAAUAUUCAAAUUAUUCAAGUACAUUCUGAUAUACAAAGUCAUUUGUUUCCUCAGGAAUCCCUUCAACAUUUUUACGUUCUGUUAUUAUCGUGUGUGUUUUUUGUUGGUGUUCAUUUAUUUUCCUGGUUAAAGAAAACUUCAGCCAGCAAAAAGCAAAAUGUUAGCAAAAUUUAUCAGGUAAUUUAAGUUAAACAAUUUUUUUUAAGCUUUUCCCAAACUGCCAGAAUAAUUUAACAUUUGAAUUUUCCAUCACACAUUGCAAUAGAAAAUAAUUCAUCUUAAAUGAAAGAAAGUUAUUUUGUUGCAUUAAUUUAGUUUCAGGCUUAGACUUUCAGAAAUCUAUUUUUUAGAUCUCUUCAAUUUUGUCAAUUUUCUGACGUCUUUUAUCCUAUACUGAUUUUUUCCAGUUUUCACACCCUGAAGAUGGUAACUCUAUCUUAAGCCAUUUAUUGAUGAAAUGGGUUUUGCAGUAAGAACUUGUCUUAUAUUUUUACAAAACACGUAAAUAGCUAUUUGGAUUAAGUAACUGAAAAGCAAUUUAUUCCACUUUCACUUUGAUAACCUUUUGUUUUUCAAAAUAACAUAGAAAAUAAUAAAGCAAUCUUAUUAUCUAGCAGCGUUUCAAAUAUAAAAAAAAGUUAAACAGCAGUGAGAAGAACUGUAGAAGAAUGCAUGGAAAGAAAACUUUUUUUUGUUUUCCUUAGAUAAAUAAUGUAUUUUUUUUUAAAGAGAGGGAAAAAAAAUAACCAAAAGUCAACUUGCUUCCAAAAAAAAAUGAAUGGCUUCAUGUUAGUGAAUCUCUUAAGUUAAGGUUAAAAUCUCCAAUUAUAUUUCCUUACAGAAUCAUAUGGACUGGUUUCUUAAAAAAUAAACUUCAAGAAAGCGAUGUACCUGAUAUUAACGUGCAAGAUAAAUGCCAGAACAUUUAUCCAGCUUUUAGUUUAGCAUUUAGGGCAGAAGAGCAAAAAUGUGAACUGGAGAUCGUGGAACAGAAGUUAGUUCAAUCAAUAAAAUAGAUGAUUACUCAAAAUCUUGUUAACUUAAUUCUAAUAUUUAAAAAUAAAAUUACAAUCCAUUCUUUGUUGCAAUCAUAUUUUAAGAAGAAACUUAUUUAAAAUUAAACUUAAUAUUAUCUUUAUAUUUUUUUUUUACAGGAAAUCAAAUGGUUUGAUUAAAAUAAACUGGUCAAAUAAUGAAAAGAUAUCUAGAGGAGAGGCAAAGCACAAGAAGCCAAAUAUUCUGCUGGUGCUGAUAAAAAUUUUUGGUCUGAAAUAUUUCACUUUGCAAGUAAGGAGCCACUAUUCAAAUUACGCAACAAAGUAGCUUGUUAAUUAAAUAAAUAAUAUUUAAUACACGGAAAUGUAGAUUCGUAACCAUGAGUAUAAAAUAAGGUUGAUUAUUAUAAAAUAAAAGCAUAAACAUUAUUGAAACUUAUAAAUUUGAUUAAAUGCUUAUUUUAUCUUUCCAGACACUUAAAUGUAUUUUGGACUUUCGUUUUUUUCUCAACCCUCUUUUGCUUGAGUAAGUAAUAAUAGCUUUUUUAAAAAAAAAAUUAUUUGGAAUAGGAUGUUUCACACCAUGACUUCAAUUGUUUAGUCUACUUAUGUUCUAGAAAAAAAUGGAUGCUUAAAAAAAAAAUAAUCAUAUCAUUACCAUUAUUAUUUUUGUUAUGAUUUUUUUUACAUUUUAAAUUAUUAUUAUUUAAAUUUUUUACUAAUGUUCUAGAAAAAAAUGGAUAUUUUAAAAAAUAAUCAUACUAUUACCAUUAUUACUUUUUAUUAUUAUUAUUUAUUCGUUUUUAAUUAUAAUUAUUUUUCUUAUUGAUAAGUAAGCUGUCAAGGGAAACUAAAUUUAUCCCCAUCAUUGGUGUUAUAGUUCCUCUUGCUAUAUUACAGAGCUUUGAUGAAACACAUACAGCAGAGGUCCACUGAGCCAGCAUGGAAAGGUUACACCAUUGUCUUGGCCAUGUUCUUUUCUUCGUUCAUCACUACUGCCCUGAAUGGCAACCUGUGGGUCAGGAUACAAAGGCUAAGUAAACAGACCAACAUGAUAUUGAAGCUGGCAAUCUUCAACAAGGUCAGUAUGUCUCUUCACAGUUGAAAAUAAAUUGAGCCAAGUAAAUAGAUAGCCUGAAAACACAUACAAGUUAAACUCAGCAGAGAAAUGGUUUUCAAUUAUUUUUUUAAAAAUUGUUAAUGUGACUUUCAGACUAACCAUAGGCGUAGCGAGGGUGUUUGGCGCCCAGGGACAAGAUCCAUUUUAAAGCGCCCCCUUUUCUUUUUUUCAACUCUCAAACCCAUUAUUUUCAUCAAUAAAAUAAUAUCAAAGCACAUUUUGGCGCCCCUAACUAUCUGGCACCCGGGGACAUCUGUCCCUUCCCUGCCAUCCCCUCGCUACCCCUCUGAGACUAACAACCUUUAGAACAGGAUCUAGGAAGAUUUUUAAAAAAAAUUAAAACAUUUUAUUUGCAGAAAUUAAUUUUUAACCACUUUAAAAUGCAAGAAACAAUGUUAGUUGCUAUUUACCAUGCUAACAAUGAUAUAUUAGCCACUCUUAUAUCAAGUCACUGACGGCAUCCAAUGAAAGAAAGACUACUGGGGAGUUAUUGUCGUUGUUGACAGAAGAUUGUGAUAAAAUAGUCAAUGCUGCAAACAACGGGCAUUUCAUCAUUCUGACACCCAUACAGGUAAACUCUAUGACACACAUAAAGUUAAACUCUAUGACACCCAUACAGGUAAACUCUAUGACACACAUAAAGUUAAACUCUAUGACACCCAUACAGGUAAACUCUAUGACACACAUAAAGGUAAACUCUAUGACACCCAUACAGGUAAACUCUAUGACACACAUAAAGGUAAACUCUAUGACACCCAUACAGGUAAACUCUAUGACACACAUAAAGUUAAACUCUAUGACACCCAUACAGGUAAACUCUAUGACACACAUAAAGUUAAACUCUAUGACACCCAUACAGGUAAGCUCUAUGACACACAUAAAGUUAAACUCUAUGACACCCAUACAGGUAAGCUCUAUGACACACAUAAAGUUAAACUGUAUGACACCCAUACAGGUAAGCUCUAUGACACACAUAAAGUUAAACUGUAUGACACCCAUACAGGUAAGCUCUAUGACACACAUAAAGUUAAACUCUAUGACACCCAUACAGGUAAACUCUAUGACACACAUAAAGGUAAACUAUGACACACAUUAAAGUUAAACUCUAUGACACCUAUACCGGUAAAUUUUAAGCACAUAUAAAGACAGUGGUGUAGCAAGAGUUACUGCUGUCAGGGUGGGUCAAGAUUUUAACCCCCUCCCCCACUUUAAAAAAAAACAAAAAAAACUCUGCAUUUGCCGCCCCCAAUAUACAGAUAAAAGUGCUGCACCACCCACACCCAUCUUCAUGACCAGUGCAUUCAGGUAAACUCUAUGACACAUACACAGGUAGGAUCUACGACAUCCACACCGGUCAAAUUCAACAAAUAAUAUUGUUUAGGAAUAUUUAAUUCUUUAAAGCAACAGACAUUUUUAAAAAUCUAUUUUUUAAAGGCAUGCGUUAAUUUCCUCUCUGUAAACGCGUUACAAGUUUUGGGAUUCACGGACACAGUGUUUGUCUACGCGCUCAGGUCUCCCUGUGUCUUUACAUGCUCUACAUACAACUUGGUGGUGCAACCUUUGUUGGUAUGGCAAUCAUGCUGCUGUUAAUUCCCCUCAAUGCGUGGGCUGGCAGGAAGCUGAAAUCACUGGAACAAGACAGGAACAGCGUGAAGGAUGUUAGGGUUAAGAUAAUGAACGAGGUCCUGGGGGGCAUAAAGGUAGGAAAACUCAACUAAAAUACAUUUUUUUUAAAUUGUCAUUUGCCUAUAGUUUGUAUCCAUGUUACAAAAACAAUACAAAACAAUUUUUAUUUAUUUUUUAAUUUAAUUUUAUAAAAACUGUGAUUAAAGGGAGACUACUUACGCUAUAUUGAUGAUGAUUGUGUCCCUUUUCACCCUUUCAGUUAAAAAAAAAAAAAUAAUAAUUUUUGUAAACAAUUUUUGAAAAAAGACUAUGCAUAGACUAACUCUUUUUUGCAGGUCCUCAAGCUUUAUGCCUGGGAGAAAUCCUUCGUUGACAAAGUUUUAGCAGUUAGGGACAGGGAAAUUACCAUAAUAAAAAGAAUCAGUUUUUACCAUGGUUAUAUUGAUUUGAUAUUCAGAGCUAUUCCUUUUAUGGUGAGUGACUUCAUGUCAUACUGCAAAAAUUUAGCAUUAUGAUUUUAUGGCUUUGCAUCAAGAGUCCUGCAAUUUUAAGGGGCAGCCUUUUGUAGGUUAUUGAUAUGGCUGUUUAAAUAUUCUUUUUAUACAAAUUUGAUGUAAAGCAGUUGAAUAAACAAAAAAUUUUACAAUUAUUUUCUUCUAUGAAUAAUUAAACAAUUUGUAAAUAAAAUGCAUUAUAUAAAUAAUUUUAAUAAUCCCAUAAUAUUUCUGGUUUGUCAUACAGGUGAGGAUUGCUGGUUUUGGUGUAUUUUUAAUCCUUGGGGGUCAACUUGACCCUGCCAAAGCUUUUGUAGUCACCUCCCUAUUUGCCAUCCUAAAUGGUCCAUUCAGCAUGAUGUCCCUUGUUUUCCAAGAUUUCGUGCAAGCAUCUGUUGCCAUUCAGCGGCUGAACAGCUUUUUUAGCAACAUUGAUAUAACCCAGCAUGUUACAGAGACUGAUAUCAAUACAUGUACAAGUAACAACAUUGAUAUAAUCCAGCAUGUUACAGAGACUAAUACAUGUACAAGUACAAUGCAAUCUGGUAUGAAAGUUGUCACAUACUGGAUAAAUUAGUUAAUUUUUAAUUUUUUCAGCUUAUGGAAAAAAAAAAUGUUUUUGAUUUCAUAUUAUUAAUAAGUCCAGCAUUUGUAAAAGGUUGAAAAUAAAUUGAGUUUUUAAACAUUGGCCAUAUUGGACAAUCUUGCAGUUCCAAUUGAUUUACUUUUCACUUUCAGAUUUAGCUAUUCAGAUUAAACAUGGAACAUUUUCUUAUGAAAGAUCCCACAAAAAUUCAAAUUUGCAAAAGUAAGUUCAUCCUGAUAUUAUUCCAUUCUUUAUUUUGGGAAUUAGGAAAACAAGUUUUAACAACCUUGAAUUAAAGAGGCAAAUCAAUGAAUACAUUUUUUAAUAGAGGUCCACACCAUUUUAUUUUUAAAAAAAUAAUAAUAAAGAGGGGUGUUUGGUGAAAACGUAUCGAUUGAUUUAAUUUUCUACACAUACCCAUAAAUAUUGAAUUAUUAUUUCCUAAAAUGACUUUUUUUUUAAUGUUAUUUUUCAGCGUUAAUCUCACUGUGAGAAGGGGGAAAUUUGUUGCCAUUAUUGGUAUGGUAGGUGCUGGAAAGUCAUCCAUCCUGUCUGCAAUCUUAGGUGAGAUGGAGAAAUGUGACGGGACUGUCUCCGUACACGUAAGCACUGUAUUUUUCAAGAAUGGAACUGUUUAGUUGAAAUGUUAAAUAGAAUAAAAUUCCUAUUCUUUGUCAGAUUUCUUUUAUUUUGUAAGCUAUUUAUAUUCAUCUUUCGUUUGUUUCAUUGCAACUAAAUGAAAUAAAUUGAGUCUCUGGAUGGUCUAAGAAAUAAUGUUUUUUCUCUGGUGGGCUGUAAGAAAAUGCAACACAAUGAGAGUACUGGGUAAUACUGUGGAGAGUUCGGACCACGACAGCGCCGCGGAGAGUUCGGACCACGACGGCGCCGGCGGCGCCGGGGAUUGUGGAUAGUUCGGAUCACGACGGCGACCGGCCGUCUGACAGGUACAGCCGGCGCCAGCUGACCAGAGAUCACGAUCGACGGAUCAAGCCAUCUGACCAGGGCAUUUACCUGGGACGUCUGGUUGGUUGGUAACCUUGCGCCAAUUGAGAAAAAGGGGCGGGGCGAGUACAGACCUGGGAAGGGAACUCUAUGAACCAGGGACUUAUAAAUAGGGACCUCUGGACGGGACGAGGGAGAACGCGGCUGGACAGAGAAGCAGAUAGCAGGGAGAGCGCGGCCGGAUGGUAUGAGUAGAGGGCAGUCAGAGUUGCGAGAUGAGAGAAAGUAUAAGCGAAGUAUCAGCCUAAUAAAGAACAAGACUAUAAUCAUCAGAUGUUAUCGCCUGAGUUGUUUCCAAAGUGGAUGUCAGAUAUAGAUGAAGAUAGCAGAGAGUAAGCAAGGUUUCCUUACAAUACACAUAAAAUUCCAUGAUAAUAAUAUUUAGGGAAAAGGUUCUUUUUUUCUCUCUCUUUUGUCUCUGUUUUGAAAAUAAGUUUCUUCAUUUCAAUGCAUUUUAUUUUAAAUUUGUUAUUGCAUGCCAAGAAUUUGGCUCAUGCCAUUGACCUCAUGCCAUUGACCUCAUGCCAUUGACCUCAUGCCAUUGACCUCAUGCCAUUGACCUCAUGCCAUUGACCUCAUGACAUUGACCUCAUGCCAUUGACCUCAUGCCAUUGAUCUCAUGCCAUUGACCUCAUGCCAUUGACCUCAUUAGCAGCCACAUGAAACAAUAGGAAAAUCUCCAACAAUUUUACAUUGACUAUUACUGCAAAAGGAAUACAAUUUCUCAUGACAUAACAGAUCUUAGUUUAUAAAAAUAACUUCUCUCAACAAACAAAAGGGUUCAACUGCUUUAGUGUCCCAAGAUGCAUGGAUUCAAAAUGCUUCUAUGCGAGACAACAUUCUGUUUGGAUCAGAAUUUGAUGGACUGAAAUACAACAAAGUUAUCGAAGCUUGCGCUCUUAGAGACGAUCUCAGCAUUCUGCCAGGGUCUGACAGCACAGAGAUAGGAGAAAGGGUAAUAAAUAAAUAGAUAAACACAAUUUAUGCUUUGCAACAGUUUACGUUCAUUCAAAAGUAUAAAUUUAACAAAAUAUAAUCUUUAAAAUUAUGUAGUGUCUAUAUUUUUCUUUACAGAUAAUUAUAAUACGACACAUUACUCUUGGAGUAAGGAUUAAACUUUUUCAUUUAAUUUAACGGAAGGAAAAAAUUAUUAAAUUAGUUGUUUUGGUAAAGAGUUAUGAAUAGAUACUUUACCUAAUAUAUUUAUAAUGAAUUUAUGCAUGAAGUUUGUAUUUCUUAAACAUUUAGGGCGUCAAUCUGUCGGGAGGUCAGAAACAAAGAGUUUCAUUGGCCAGGGCUGUCUAUCAUGAUGCUGACAUUUAUCUUCUUGAUGACCCCCUUAGUUCUGUAGAUGCUCAUGUUGGCAAACAUAUAUUUAAUCAAGUCUUGGGAAGAGAUGGAUUACUCAAGGACAAGGUAUUGCUGUUAGAAAGUUUUUAUGUGAUAAUAUUAACAAAGUCCUGUUUGUAUGGAAUUUACCAGGUGUUUCCCUAGAAUGAGUGUAUAAUUAAAAGAAAAAAAAAUCAAAGAGGUCAUUUAAAGUUUAAUAGUUUAAUGGGAAAAAAACUGUUUAAAAAUUUAAAUGAUUAAGUCUUGAAUUUUAGUUAAGGGUCAAUUUCUCUUUGGGUUUUUUCUUCCAAAGAAAGUUUAGUGAAAGGGGAAGUAAGAGGUAAGAAGUAAGAAGUGGCUGAUAAUGAAAUAUUUCCAGGGUAGAACAUGAUGAAAGGGCUAUUUUUUAAAAUAUAAAUCUUGUAAUGUAUGAGAACUAUUGCCUUAAAUUAUUUUACAUUUUUUACCAAAUGUUUCAUUACUAAAGAAAACUAAUUCUUUGACCUAAAUAUGAAACAAGUGUAUGGUGUGCAGUUCAUGUUCAAGGCAGACGGAUGAGUAUCAUGUAUCAUUUCAGCCUUACUAAAGCCCAAAAUUCUUCUCAUGACAUCUGUUUUUUUUUCACAUUUUAGUAGCAGGGAACUAAAAAAAAAAUAUGUGUUCAAACAGUAAUUAAAGUACUGGUAAUCUAUUUUUUUAAUAAAUUUUAACAGACCAGAAUUCUUGUGACCCAUGGAAUCCAGUGGCUUCCAUACGUGGAUGAGAUUUUGGUCAUGAAAGAUGGUAAACUUUCUGAGACUGUGACUUACAAACAACUGCUAGCAAAAAAUGGGCAACUUGUUGCAUUCCUUAGAGAGUCCACUAGAACAGAGACAGAAGAGAACAGAAAACUAGCUGGUAGGCAUGACACAAUUUCCUUUUAUAAUUUUGGUAUUACCAUGACUCUAGAGCAGUGGUUCUCAAGCUUUCUAGUGCCACGACCCCUUAAUACUGUUUCUCGUGUCGUGGCGACCCCCAAGCAACACAAUUAUUUUCGUUGCUACUUCAUAGCUGUAAGGAUAUAUGUUUUCAGAUGGUCUUAGGCGACCCCUGGAAAAGUGUCCCGCGACCCCCAAAGGGGUCGCGACCCACAGGUUGAGAACCGCUGCUCUAGAGACAUGGUGAUACUGAUGCUUCCGUUAUUUUUAAUAUACUGUAGAAUAGUAUUUAUUUUGUAAAAUUUAUCUGCCUUCUAAAAAAAAUGUGUUCAUCUCGAUUCCUUUGGAAAUUACAGAUCACAUCAAGAAAGAUUUAUUUUCUAAUGGGUUAGUCUUUUUUUUUUUUUAAACCCUCAAAACAUCUACUUUUAGAAAUACAUUUUUAAAUUUAAUUAUGUGUUAUUUUAGUUAAAAUGGAAAAACCCUUAAAAACAAGUUAAACAUCAUGAAAGUCCUUUUAAGAAUACAAUGUGAUUAUUUUAAAUAUGAAUAAUAUUUAUCAGCAUGAAAACAAUAACAGAUAACUGUUUUAAAAUUUAACAAUAAAAAGUCUUAAAAAACUUCAAGAAACAAAUUUUAAACAUUUAUCAAAAUGUUUAGGCCUACUUAUUAUUUUGUUAACAAUUUUCAGAACUGUUCACAAGAUUGAUCACAUUGAAAAGUCCAUUGGUGAAAACAAUAAUUGUAUUAGUGUUGAAGGAAAGUUAAUGGAGGAGGAAACAGCAAAAGGAGAUGUAUGUUAAAUUGUCUUACAAUUAUUCUUAAUUUAUUUUUUAAAUAUUUUCUUUUACAUUAAUUACUCAUUAGAAAGUAUAUGUUGGUGUCCCAGAAGGUUUAUGUUAUAUCUCAGCCAUUGUUAUGUUAAAAUUAAAGUGUGUUGUAUGGUGUCCGAAGUCCACUGCUAUUUUAUUAAAACAUAAAUUAUACACUCUUUGUGUAUGUUCAAUCACAUGUAAGAGGCAGGUCUUCAAAACAACUUUGUGUCAAUAUAGCCAUCUGAUCACGAUUCCAACUCUCUGGCACUACAGCCCAUGUAGGGAUUUGGCAUGCCUCACCACCUCCUUCCACUCAGACCUUCCAUCUAUCCCUGUGGCACUAAGGCCUGUUUAGGGUUUUGACCUGCCUCAUCACCUCCUUCUACUCAGAUCUUCCAUCCAUCCCUGUGGCACUACAGCAUGUGUUGGGCUUUGGCCUGCCUACCACCUCUUCCUUCCACUCAGACCUAACUGAUGUUUUUUUUUUCCAUGCUUGGAUUCACAGCUGCUGUAAUUUUGUUUUUACAUUAUUCUACUCAUUAUAUGUCCAGUUCUAGUGAGAGCUAUAUAUAUUGCUUUGUACAAUAUAGUUCUACUCAAUGUGUGUCCAGUCCUUGUGAGAAUUUAAUAUCACUCUCGUACUAUAUUCAACUCAUUUUUUUCCAGACCUCUUGGGAACUGUAUGCAGAAUAUCUCAAGUCUGUUGGUGUAAAAUCAGUCUUUCUGUUUAUAAUUGUCCUAAUACUACUGGUGAUCUCUAGAGAUUUCAAAGACCUUUGGCUCGGGAAGUGGACAGAGGAUAUCCUACUGAAAAACACGACAUUGUCCCACAACCCUGACGACAAGUCCUCUACUUUUAUUAAUUUAACAGUCUUUGGACUAAGUGGAGGGUUAGAGAGUUAGUCUCAGUUUUCUCAUUGGAAUCUUACAAAAAUGUUAGAAUUAUAAGUAGGACAAUGUAUAAAAUGCAUUAUUUAAUCACUUCAGCAACCAAAUUUGGGUUUGGUACAUAAUUAUUACAAGAGAAAUGUUUAUCUAAUGUUAUUUCUAGAAUUUUCAGAAUUUUACAGCAUGUCUUAAUAUAAACUUUUGUGAAGGUAAACUUCCAUUAAACUUCAAGAUUAAUUUAUAAACAAAAAACAUUUAAACACACCACAACUAAAACAAAAAACAAGAACAAAAACAUUUUUGGCUGACUUCAGUAAACAAUUUUAACAGAAAAUAAAAUGAGAAGGAAUUGGUGUGAAUUAUUAUACUUAUUAUACAUGUAAGUGUAAGUAUCAAUCUGAGAACAGACAAGUUUGAAUGACAAAAACGAUUUUUGGUAAAUCUAUAUUUUCGCCUAAUGAAGUUGAUUUUCUUUCCCCCUCUGUUUCAGUUGUGUUAGCCUUCAUGUUUCUGACCUUGGUCCAAUCAAAGGCUUUAGAAGCUGCCGGCAGACUUCACAAUAAGCUCCUUACUAACAUCAUGCGAGCUCCCAUGUCAUUCUUUGAAUCAACCCCUGCUGGUAACAUAAUUUCUUUUUCAAGCUACACUUUUUAUACCUGUCAUAAAAUGAAUUUAACCAGGUCAAUAACAUGCUCCGUAGUUUCUAAAAAAAAAUAUCAUAUUUUUGGGGGAGAAAAUGAAUUCUACUAAUCUGUUCAUUGUCCAAUAUAUAUUUUUAUAGACAGGCAUCAAGGACACAGGAAUGUUAGCCAAAAGUGUGAUUAUUUUUAGCGUAUUUAUUUAUUGUUUUUAAAUUAUGCUGAUGACCACAAUUACUUUUCUCAGCUCAUAUCAUCAACCGUUUCUCCAAGGACAUGCACAGUUUGGACGGCCUGGGUCCAUGUCUUGACCAGUACAUGCAGCUUGUGGGCAACAUUUUACUGCGCUUCUUGCUGGUCAUCAUUAUGACUCCUGGGCUGACGUUCUUCCUCGGGCUGGUUACCAUGAUUUUCUUGUUCAUACAGGUUAGUAAAACUUGCAUGAUGGAUGGUGGGUGUUUAAUAUUUAAGCCACUGGUUGGUAACAAGUUGACCAAGAAAUAAAUUGCCACUUCACUGGUUGGUAACAAGUUUACCAAGAAAUAAAUUGCCGCUUCACUGGUUGGUAAGUUUUCUAUGAAAUAAAUUGCCAGUUCACUGGUUGGUAACAAGUUUACUAUGAAAUAAAUUGCCACUUCACUGGUUGGUAACAAGUUUAUUAUGAAAUAAAUUGCCACUUCACUGGUUGGUAACAAGUUUACUAUGAAAUAAAUUGCCACUUCACUGGUUGGUAACAAGUUUACUAUGAAAUAAAUUGCCAGUUGACUGGUUGGUAACAAGUUUAUUAUGAAAUAAAUUGUCAUGGAAUUUUGACAAGGUGAUAAACUUCUCAAAAAACAUUUGCUAAAAUUUGAAAAGAGAACAAUUUUAUUUAACUUUUUUUGUUAAAUUGACUUGAAACAGCAACCUAAAUCUUUCUUGUUUAGUGAAAACCUCUAUAAAAAAUUGUUGCAAUUAACUUAGUUCAAUUCAAUGUUAUGCCUGGUAUUUUUAAAUUCAGCAGCAUUCUAAUUUUUGCUUUGCAGUAUCUUAAAAGUCAUUAUGGUGUUAUGUUCAUCAUCAAAGUGGAGGCAAAAAAUAUUUUCUCACUGACAUGAUUAUUUCAGAAAAUGUACGUUUCAUCAGCCCGCCAGCUGCGUUUGUUUAGCUCCAAGUCCACAUCGCCAAUUAGCGCUCAUUUUAAAGAGACCCUGGAGGGCGUUGUGACGAUUAGGGCGUUCAAAUCACAAAAAAGGUUCUCAAAGAAAAUGGAACAACUCCUAGAGACCCACCUCAAGUUUGACCUGAUGGAGACUUUUGUCUGCACUUGUUUUGGUAUCCAUAUUGCCCUGGUCUCGUCGUUGAUUGGCCUGGCGUCAGGGCUGGUUGUGCUUUGGGACAGUUCCAUCUCAUCGUCUAUGGCUGGACUCACCUUCAUGUACUCAUCCUCAGUGAGUUAUCAUUAUGAAUCAUGCACUGAAGGGGGACAAAAAAAUAGAAGUAAUUGAUCACGAAAGCAAUUUCCCUGAGUAUCAGUGUGUGAAAAGUUAUGGUUAAAUUUGAUUCACUUAUUAUUUACAGUUACAGUCUAUAAAAGUGAACUGUAGCCUCUAAGCAAUACACAAGAGACAGUUAAGUGUGUACACUUAAUGUGAUAUAUAAAAAUCAGCAGCCAACUCAAAAAUUUAAUUGAUGCUAGAGAUGUUUCUUUACAAAAUGGUCACUAAAUAAAAAUCCUUAGCUUUCCUGAAGGUAUUUUGAAUCCUUUUGAAAAAAAUGAUUUUUCAUUUUAAAUUUUCAAAUAAAAAAUGAGUUUUGAAUAAUUUUUUUUAAUUCCCAGAUUGUCAUGUUCCUGGGAAGAUUUAUGCAACACGCUGCUGUCACAGAGCAGGAGAUUGUGUCCUUGGAGAACAUCAUAGAUUAUUCAAGGAAACCAACUGAAGUGAGUCAGUCAGGGAAAACUCACAUGCAGCUUUCAAACAAACCACAUUUGUAUAUUGUGCAAGGUGAUUUGACUGAUGAAAAGUCACCAUAUUGAGAUAAAUGAACUAUCAAAAUCAUGCUGGUAAAUCAGAUUGGCAGAAAAAUUAUACAAAAUUAUUAUCGAUUGAUAAAAUAACUUUUUUCUCCAUUCCUGAUAUAAUACAGAAUACCAGGUUUUUGGAGUGAUGUGUCUGUGAUACAGAAUUUCAAUGAAUUCCCUGGGCAUUUGUAAAGCCUUUUAAAUUCUGUUAGUGUUUGGGUUCUUUCCUUCAUUGUGUUAAGUAUUAAAAUAAAAACAAAAACUCCUUGAAAAAAAACAACCAACAGUUUGGGUUCUCUUUAAACUAACAUUUUAAAAAAUGUGUUGACCUUAUUUAAAACAGUUUGCUUUAGAUAAAGUGGAAAUAUGUGCUAUCUGUUUCUAAAAGUUUUUUUGUUUUUUUUCUGGAAGUGGAAGCUUUAGUCUGUCUUAGUCUUAAAUCUGUUUAAAACUGAACAUGCCUUUAUCUCCCUUUAACAAAGGAAUUGAAAUGUUGGUUGAAUAUUAUCUCCCUUAACAACAUUUUUAAAAAAAAAAUUAAAAAGUUUCUCAUCCUUACCAGGCUGCCUGGGAAAUUCCAGGAUCUGCUCCCCUUGCUGAGUGGCCACAAUAUGGACAGGUCACUUUUGACCACUACAAAACACGCUACCGUGAGGGUUUGGACCUUGUUCUCAAUGACAUCACUUGUAAUAUUCGUAGUGGUGAAAAGGUGAGCAUUUUUACUCUUAAAAUGCUGACAAUGUUAAGUUGACUGUUUCUUCAGGAAUGGUUGAAAAGAUAUCUUUUUAAAAAAAGCCUCUGGUCAUUUGAAAUUUGGAACGUACUAAAACGAUUGUGCCAGACAGAGCUGAAGCUGUUUUGACAUUAGUGACAGCAUCAUUUUCAAACAAGCCAUGUUGUGUUCUCUUUUAUGAACCCCACUGUGCCCUAACAAAGAGCCAUAGUGAGAUAAAUAUUUGUCCAAAUGCCCAAAACAACCCUUGUUCAAGUAUAACUCUUUGGUUAAAAUUGAAUUGGUUCAUAGCUGAGUAAGUAAUAGGAACAUUAACUAUUUAAAUUAUUUUCAACAGGUUGGAAUUGUGGGGAGGACAGGUGCAGGCAAAUCUUCAUUAAUCAUGGCACUCUUUAGGCUGCUGGAAGCCUCAGCAGGGGACAUCAUCAUUGAUGGCUGCAGAAUUUCUAAGAUAGGUCUACACGACCUGCGUAGAAAAAUCACAAUCCUACCCCAGGUUGGUGGCAUUAAGAUUUCAUGUAAUUUUUUUUUUCAAAAUAGUUUUUGAGGUAUUAUUUGUUUUAAUCAAAAUAUAAUUUUCUUUUAUCCCAUAGCUAAAUCCAGGGUUGCCAGUUCAAAAAUUUAUAAAAUUUACUGACAAAUUUUCUGCAUCAAAGCAUUUUUUACAGGAAGUCAUUUAAAGUCAAAUUUUAAUGGAGUGUCUGCAAAUGUACAAAUGAUUAAUAACCCUGACUACAUUGUUCUUCAAAGGAUAUACAAAAUAAAUGUAUUUAUUUAAGCUAUGGAAAGCAAGAGGUUGACUUUUACUAGAAUAUGCAGAGACAACAAUUUCUUCAUGUUAAAUGCACUAUUGGGUAGCUGUAAAACAAUCAUUCAACGGACUAAUAUUUUAUGGAAAGACAAAUUCUUCAAGUCUCUGUUAGGCUCAUUCAUUGGAUAUCUUUAAUUUAUCUAUGCCAUAUUAAUAAAUUCAUUUGUGGACCGGUUGCCUAAUACAAGGGCAAUAACUAGUACUAGAUCAAUUUUAAAGCUCAUUCACAUCUCAACUUAUCACCCCUUGCACAAUAUGUUCUUAUUUCCUAUAUAGGUCUAUAAAAAUAAUCUCCAACUAAAAUCAAUCUUGUAUCAUGUAUUUAUUUUAAUGGCUUUCAAAUUCAGUUUCUUUUUAAAGCAGCUUCUUCCUUGAUGUCCCUGAUGGUUUACACCCUCUUUUACUUGUGUAACCAAGCUUGACUGUGCCACACCUGUCAUGCUUUGCUUUGUCUGAUCAGGUGACCAUUUACACACCAGUUGUCAUCCUAUGCUUUGUCUCAUCAGGAUCCAGUUUUGUUUAGCGAUAGCUUGAGAAUGAACCUUGACCCCUUCAAAGAGAAAACAGAUGCUGACUUAAUGGAAGCUCUCAAACAUGCCCACCUGCAUUCUUUUGUGAGCAGGUUACCAAGGCAGUUGGACUUUUGUUGUGGAGAAGGUGGCAAAAAUCUCAGGUACUAAUCUUCAUAAUAACAGUAGGAAAAACAAAGGUAAGAUGAUCAUUAUUCUGGACUUUAGUGGAGAUUUUAUCAGAAUUAAGCUGUUAAGGAAAAAAAACGAAUUUAUCAAUAGCAAUAAUAUGAAUAUGAACAUUAUGGUUACUGGAAACCUAUUUGAAAGAAAUUUCGUAGACUGAAAAUUGAUCAACGGAAAUUAGAUUGAACAGAAAUUCGGUUCAAUUCUUUUUUCAGUUCACACAAUUUAAUUUUGCGUCAAAUUUCUUUUUGAACGCAAUAAACUCUAAAGUCAAACAAAAUAAUUCAUUUCUUUUUGAACGCAAUAAACUCUAAAGUCAAACAAAAUAAUUCAUUCAAAAAGAAAUGUGAUGCAAAAUUAGAUCAUGUGAACUGAAGAAAGAAUUUGACCAAAUUUGGUGUCGAUCAACUUGUAGUCGAUAAAUUUUCCAUUGACGAAAUUUCUUUCCAACAAAUUUCCGGAUACGGAUUAUUAUUCUGGACUUUUAUCACUAUUAAGCUGUUAAGAAAAAACAACUUUAUGAAUAGCAAAAAUAUGAACAUAAUAUUAUUAUGUUUUCUGUCCAUAAUAUUUAAUCUGACUAAAAUUAAGCUGUGGCUUCUUUAAGUUUUUUCUGCUAUUGAUUUAAAUGACUUUAAUGUAUGGGAUGCUUAGGGUUUAGUAGGGAUGGGUGUAGGUAAAAGAAACCUUGGCAUAAAAUCAAAUCAUUAUUUUAAUCCACUUGACUCUCCUUUUGCCAAACCACAGACAUGAUGUAUAACUUUUUCUAUUACCCUCCCCUUCCCUGAUCAAGUGCCAAAUUUUUACUCUGCCGUAUGGUCUCAUUUCUAUUCAUUAAGUCAGCUUUGCAUGACUUUCUCCACAAUUACGUCCCUUUGUUGCAGUGUAGGACAGCGCCAGCUUGUCUGCCUGGCCCGUACAUUUCUACGAAAGACAAAAAUCCUUGUUUUAGAUGAGGCCACGGCUGCUGUCGACGUGGAAACUGAUGAGCUUAUUCAGAAGACAAUAUGCAGAGAAUUUAAAGAUUGCACUGUACUGACAAUAGCUCAUCGACUCAACACCAUCAUAGACUAUGACAGGUAAAUCACAGAUAGAUAGGUGACCUAAGAUAGAUAGAAAAAUUAUGUUAUAGAACCAAGAAAAAAAAAAUUACCUUUUCUUUUAAGCUUAUGAAGUGCAAAUACAAAAAUCAGAAAAAAAACCUUGGAAGAAGUGAUGUGUAAAAUAAUAUUGUAAGAUGUCAGAAAACUUAAUUCUAAACUGAAGGUCUUAUUUUAAAAAUGUCCACUGUACCAUGAUAUAGUGUUGGCAGAAGUGUGGACCAACAUAUAUUUGGUUGGCCAACAUGGCUAAACAUUACUAGGCAGAAGUGCGGACCAAUAUAUAUUUGGUUGGCCAACAUGGCUAAACAUUACUAGGCAGAAGUGUGGACCAAUAUAUAUUUGGUUGACCAACAUGGCUAAACAUUACUAGGCAGAAGUGUGGACCAAUAUAUAUUUGGUUGACCAACAUGGCUAAACAUUACUAGGCAGAAGUGUGGACCAAUAUAUAUUUGGUUGACCAACAUGACUAAACAUUACUAGGCAGAAGUGUGGACCAAUAUAUAUUUGGUUGACCAACAUGGCUAAACAUUACUAGGCAGAAGUGUGCACCAAUAUAUAUUUGGUCGACCAACAUGGCUAAACAUUACUAGGCAGAACUGUGGACCAAUAUAUAUUUGGUUGGCCAACAUGGCUAAACAUUACUAGGCAGAAGUAUUGCAGUAUUAAGUUCAGCUCCAGUUCUUUUCAGCUAUUUUCUACUAGACAUUUUUAAAUAUCAUGUAGAAUAAUAUUUUUCAUGAAGAUGCCCCACCCCUGGACUCACCCAAUGGGAUUUUUAUAAAGUUCAUUAUUUCUUACUGUGGGUACUGUCGGCCUCUGAACUGUUACUCAAUAGUUAACUCUUUGUUACACAACUAAUUCAAACAAGUAAACAUGACUGUAAUAAUGCUUACGUCAAGCUCAAAUCUCUCUUUAAAUUUUAAACCAUAAAAUCUUUUUUUUUUAAUUGCAACAGUUAAAACACAUCAUUACAAGUUUUACACAUUGAUUAAGAAAGGAAAAGAAAAGAUUCUCUUAUAGAUCCAAAUAAAUGCUUUUUUUCUUUUUUUUAUUACAGAGUACAUAAAAUUUUAGCAACAUAGGCUACAUAAAUAUUCUGAAAAAGACAAACUUUUUAAACUAGACAAAUUUAACAAGACAUCUAAAAGUACUUCUCAGGGGGAAAAAAAAAAAUCGACUGUCACUCAAUGAAUAAGUGACAAUGCUGACUUUAAGAGUGAUUAUUUAGAUCAUUUAUUUAAACAGCCAGGGGACCACGCUGGUAAAUUAUUAUAGAUUGGGGAACAAAUUAAUUUUUAAAUCUUUCGGUCCUUACUUUGAGGGAAUUAAACUGGUGCAUGCAGUUAAAUUUAAAAAAUUUUCCCAUCUUCCUUGCCAAUGAUCCAAAUGCAGUAACUGAAAUACAUUAAUUCAUUUAUGACUUUAUUGAUUCUUGUAAAUAUUUGAUUCACAAACAGAUUUUGGUCCCUGUGUGAUGUUUUGUUUAUUUAGCUCACUAUUUUAAAGAAACCAUCGGCCCAUUUAUUAUUGUUAUUAUUAUUCUAUACAGAAUUCUUGUUCUGGAUCACGGAUGUGUCAAGGAAUUUGAUUCACCUAGGAGACUGUUGGCUGACAACAAUUCAAUGUUUUACAGUAUGGCCAGGGAUUCAAAACUGAUCUAACAAAAUGUAUUUUUUUUAAAUCACAUUUACAUCCCUAAUCCAUAAAUGGAGUGAAAAAUUUAUUGGAUGGAAAUAAUCUACAGCAAAAUGCCACAACAUUCCACUCACAAGGUCAAGGUCCCACGAAUAUUUUGAUGUCUGCCUAUAUGAUUCUAAAUGAAUUUCCUCAUGAGCUUGCAAGUACUGUACCAUAUAUAAUAAAUACAUAUGUUACUGAUAUAUAAUUUUAACCAAUAGAAUAUAUUGAAAGACAGAUUAAAAAAUUCAUUAAAAAAAUUGUUUUGAAUAUUGUUUAAAGGUAUAAAAGGAAUGAAAAG
This is a messenger RNA of Lymnaea stagnalis (great pond snail), 20320 nucleotides long. The record is from the annotation of a GenBank genome assembly. Lineage: Eukaryota; Metazoa; Mollusca; Gastropoda; Lymnaeidae.